Chelonia mydas (Green sea turtle) is the source of this 2479-nucleotide messenger RNA. RefSeq names its product solute carrier family 25 member 15 (gene SLC25A15). Gene Ontology annotation, biological process: mitochondrial L-ornithine transmembrane transport. The transcript is spliced from 8 exons. The coding region runs from base 661 to 1566 and encodes 301 amino acids. Gene Ontology annotation, molecular function: L-ornithine transmembrane transporter activity. NCBI's taxonomy places the organism in Eukaryota, Metazoa, Chordata, Testudines, Cheloniidae. The record is from RefSeq and is a predicted model, not a curated record.
AGGUGCCGCUGCUGGGGCCCGCAGGGGCGGGCUGGAGCCAGAGCGGCUCCAGCCUGCGCGAUCCGCAGCCGCCGGUGCGGCUGCAGCGCGGAGCCGCGAGCAGCUGCCCGGCACGCGGUGCGGGAGGCGCGGGGAAUCCUCGCUGCAGCCUGGCUCGCGAGCUGCCCCCCGCGGAGCGAGGGUCACGGACCCGUGGCGAGAAGCCGGCUGCGGCGCUCGGUCCGAGGCGCUGUUGUUUCCAGUGCGGGCCAUCGCCUCUGUGGCAGGGACGUGUGCCCGUGAAGUUCAUUCAAUGGACUUGCCACCGCUCAACCCCGUUAGAGCUGGCCGCUGACUGCCUGGACACGUUUGGUCCCUUCUGUUUGUGACCUGUCGGCAAACCGGCUUGCUUCUCAAGGCCCUUCCUUGUUCCCACCGGCCUGGCUUCAGCCAGCAGUGCCUGGUAGUGCAGGAAAGAGCUUGCAGAGACAUGGAUACGAACUUCUCCUACCUAAAUUGAAACAGUAGGACAGCCUCAGGCUUAUGCUUCUACUCUUCUCAAAGCUUGCAUUCGGACAAUGAAAAAACAAGUCCGUUAUUAGGGUGAACGGUAUACAUAUCACGACAUCUAACCUGUCACUGGAGAUCUAUUCCAUAGCAACCAAUAAGCAAGUGUGAAACAUGAGGACAAAUCCCGCCAUUCAAGCUGCCAUUGACCUCACAGCAGGUGCAGCAGGUGGGACUGCAUGUGUGCUAACUGGCCAGCCCUUUGAUACAGCUAAGGUGAAGAUGCAGACGUUUCCCAGCAUGUAUAAAGGACUCAUUGAAUGUAUUGUGAAGACAUAUAAACAAGUUGGAUUGCGAGGGUUCUACAAAGGGACCACCCCGGCACUUGUAGCCAACAUAGCAGAAAACUCAGUCCUAUUCAUGUGCUAUGGGUUUUGCCAGCAGAUUGUGAGGGGCAUUGUUGGAUUAGACAGGAAGGCAAAACUGAGUGAUCUGCAGAAUGCAGCUUCAGGCUCUUUUGCUUCUGCAUUUGCUGCCCUGGUCCUAUGUCCCACAGAGCUGGUGAAGUGUCGGUUGCAGACCAUGCAUGAAAUGCAAUUAUCUGGAAAGAUAGCACAAGGACACAAUACAGUUUGGUCAGUAAUGAAAAGUGUUAUUCAAAAGGAUGGCCCACUCGGGUUCUACCAUGGUCUGUCAAGCACUUUACUUCGGGAAGUCCCAGGUUAUUUCUUCUUCUUUGGAGGCUAUGAACUGAGUCGGACAUUUUUUGCAGCGGAGAGACCAAAAGAUCAACUAGGCCCUAUUCCUUUGAUGGUGAGUGGUGGUUUUGGAGGCAUCUGCUUGUGGAUUGCUGUUUAUCCUGUGGACUGUGUCAAAUCUAGAAUUCAGGUUCUUUCCAUGUCUGGAAAACAGGCGGGCUUCAUGGGAACAUUUGCAAAUAUUUUGCGAAAUGAAGGAGUAUUUGCUUUGUAUUCUGGACUAAAGCCUACUUUAAUUCGUGCAUUCCCAGCCAAUGGUGCACUAUUCCUUGCCUAUGAGUACAGCCGCAAGAUGAUGAUGGAACAGGUUGACAUGUACUGAAAUCUUCCAGCAGCAGGUUUAGGUUAACCUUUUUAAAAAGAACUGUAGGGCUUGAAUGGAUACAAAACCAAUAGGAUGACAUCAUGAUUUGAGAAACUCAGUCAAUUUAGGAUUUUAAAAAAUCUUUUUAAAGUAAAUGGUUUUGUAGACCUUGUAUUUGUUUUUACAGGUUUGUUUUUUUUUUUAAGGGAGGAUGGAGACGUGUUAACGUUCUUUCCACCUAUUGUGCUGCUCAAGAGAUAUAAUUAUGUUGCCCUGAUGGAAGCGGUACUCAGUGUAAAGGGCAGUGAUCUUUCAGUUAAGAGAGUUAAUCUCAAAUUUUAAAAAUCUAGUUCUGUAACAGCCAUGGUACAAGAAGCCUGAAUUUCCCUUUUUCAUUGUUAGCAAACGCAACUGAUUCAAGGCCACACGGCACUGGUGCAUUAGUAAAAGUAGUGCUACUCUUUUCAUUAUCAAUUUUAGGGCUUGUCUACCCAGGGAGUUACUCUUGAAUAGUUUCAUCUGUGGAUACUCUUAUUCUGGAAUAAAUCUCAUUCCAAAUUAUUUUAAUCCACUUUAGACAGCCUAUCAGGAAUAGUCAGUCUGCUCUAAAUUCACACCGUACGUUAUUUUGGAUUCACUUUCAUGUGUAGGUGAGCCCUUAGUAAGAGUAUUCAAUGGAAACAGUAAGCUGCUUACAUUUUACAGCCGUUUCACCUCUUUGUAAGAGACUGUUAGACUACUGUUUCUUCAAGUACUUUAAUACACAAGGAAAGGUAGAAGAGGGAGGUUUAGUUUCCUGAAGUGUUUAGUUUAAGCAAUGCAUGGCUAAUACUUACACUAUUUUAGUAGUGUUAAAAUUGUACAAAUUCAUUAACUCUGCCUUCAGUAGUUUCACCAGUAAUGUGAAAACAUUAAAGUAACUGGAGCAGAA